AUGGACCGGGCCCGCCGUCGCUUCCGGUGCAUUGUGGCCGCCUGCGGGGGGCGGGACGCCCGCCUUGUUCGCAGGCUUUUCCCUCUCAUCGGCCGUUUUUCGCCGCCGGUUGACAAUCUGCAGCUCUUCAACCUGACGCCCAUUAUGAGAAAGCCCGGCCUCGUGGGGCGGCAGAUGCUGCGCCCGGAGCCGGUCUGUCCUGGGGUCUGCUCGCCUUCACAAAGCGCCGCGGGCGGCAGCACCUUGCGCAACGGCCCGCGGCUCAGGUUGCCGGAUUCCCCGUGUAACGUUACUCGUCGGCCACAGUCGGACCGAAGCAGUAACGCCACAAAGGAGGAUGUGCGCAAGCGUAACGCUGGCCAUGGCAUUGUUGGCCAGGAGGUCCCAUGCGGGGAAGUUCGGCCGCUAAGUGCAAGUCUUAUUUCAUUCGACACCACAUUGGGCGACUUGCACGUUGGUGAUGAGGAUGAAAUGAUGAUGAGGACAACACAACACCCGGUCCUCGAGCAGAGAACAUCUCCAACCCGGCCGGGAAUAGAAUCCAGCCCCGCCCGCAUGGAAGGCGAGCAUUUUACUAUGCAGCCAAGCAGACUAUCUGAUGAUGGGUAUCUUUCGAAGUGCGUCAAAUAA
Schistocerca nitens (vagrant locust) is the source of this 630-nucleotide messenger RNA. RefSeq lists its product as uncharacterized. Bases 1 to 630 code for a protein of 209 amino acids. The record is from RefSeq and is a predicted model, not a curated record. NCBI's taxonomy places the organism in Eukaryota, Metazoa, Arthropoda, Insecta, Orthoptera, Acrididae. The transcript has 5 exons.